CACCCACCCUGACCAAAACGACGGACGCCCCAUCGAUUCUCCAAAAAAUCGACAGCCUCAGUUCACGCCCAAAGGGGCUCUCUCUCGACCUCCAUCUCCUUCACCAUCUGUCACAGCCCCGACAGUCCCGAAAACAGCCUCCUUCUCCUCCUCCUCCUUCUCCUCCACCAUCACCUCCCUCCGCCUUCAACCAGAGGGAUGGACCACCUUUUACUCAUUCAGAGACCCAUUUCCAUCUUCACCCACACUUCCAUUUUCGACUGAGAGACCCGCGGUAGCCACCUCAGUCCGCGCUCCCUAUCUCCGUCCUUAGCCCACACAGCUCAUCCACCGUUCCUCCUAAACCAGGCGCAACCAGGAGCAACAUCAACGCCUACUCCAAAACACCACUACCCAACCCUAUUUUUUUUUCCUUUCUGCCAAAUAGAGCCAUCGAAACCACCCCUGAGCUCCCUCUCUUGAUACCCACCGAACCAGACGCUGAUAGAGUCCCGAAACUUCUCGCUUUACCCCCUCCUAACGCCUCACCUUUCGGAAAGUAGAAAACUCAACUCCAUCUCAGUGUUUCGGUCCACCCUGCGACAGGUGAGAUCUCUAAUCGAAGGACCUAGCAGCAGCACCAAUACAACGCCAUCUCCAUCGACAUAGCAGCCCCAGCUUCCCUCGAUAACGCUGCUCUCAAUUCAGGCUGAUUCCCCUCCUAUACAGCUAAAUCGGAACAACGCCACUACUGUUCCAGUUUUCAUUCGUAUUGGGGCAGAGAAUCAGCUCCUUCAUUCCAGCAACUCCGGAAAUUGAUCUUCAAAGAAAUGGAGAUUGGGCUUGUGGGUAUGUUAAGGGCUGCUUGGAUGGCAGGAAUUAUGCCUAUAGUUAUAGCUUCUUUGCCUUAUUCAAGGCUAGGUUUAUUUCAUGGAGUUGUUUUGGAGUUUGCAAAGAGAGGAAAGAUCAAGCAAUCAUCUUCUCACUAUAAAUUCACUGUUCCUCAAAGAUUCUUCUCUCAUUUCUAUGUGGUGGCUGUGAUUUGGACAACCUUCCUUCUCCUUACCAUGUGGAUAUAUGCCUCAUUGGUGUCUGAGCCAUACUUCUACUCUAAUGUAUCUAGCCACUUGCCAGGGGGUUCUAACAUCUUUCCAUUUCUUAAAUUGCAUUUCAUUUCUACGGAGCGUAGCUGUGAUAGUUGGCUUUCUAUGUUUUUGCUGUUGUUAAUGGAAGUUCAAGUCUUGAGACGCCUUUUGGAGACAAUAUAUGUAUUUAACUACAAUCCCUCAGCUCGGAUGCACAUAUUCGGUUAUCUUGCUGGCUUGUUCUUCUACGUAGCAGCACCUUUGUCGCUUAGUAGUGCUUGUGUAGCUGAUGCAUUUAUAUUUAGUGCGAAUGAAGUUACUCGGUUCAUUUUUAAAGGCAAGGGCUCAAUGCGAGCCACUGAAUUUGAUUGGUGGGACUUUGUGAAUCCUCUUAUGAAGCUUGGCUGGUGCCAGUGGUUUGGUGCUGCUAUAUUCUUUUUUGGUUGGAUUCAUCAGCUUCGUUGCCAUGCAAUUCUUGGCUCACUACGGAAACAUGGAAGAAGAAAUGAUGAAUAUGUGAUCCCUUGUGGUGAUUGGUUCGACAUUGUUUCAUCUCCCCACUAUCUGGCUGAGAUUGUUAUAUAUGCUGGUAUGGUGUUUGCUAGUGAAGGAGCAGAUCUUACCAUUUGGCUCCUUUUUGCAUUUGUGGUGGCAAAUCUAGUAUUUGCGGCAGCAGAAACACACAGGUGGUAUCUUCAUAAAUUUGAUAAUUAUCCAAGCAACCGGUUUGCAAUUAUUCCAUUUAUUUAUUAAUGCAUGUAUGUGGCUGUAUAUUUAAGAGCAUCAUGUGGAGACAAUGGCUAUUGCAAAUUAUAUACAUUUGCUUGGAAACCUUUUCAUGGACAGCAUAUUAGUUAUAGUCAUAAUUUUUCAUAUUGAUGAAAAUUAAAGAUAAUUUCCUUCAUAGAAGCCAAAUGAUGUCAAGUUGUGGAGUUUCUCUCAUUUGGUUAGAUGACAUGAUGAAAUAAUAUGAAAUUUGCGUUCGUUCCUUCA
Manihot esculenta (cassava) is the source of this 2057-nucleotide messenger RNA. RefSeq names its product polyprenol reductase 2. The transcript is spliced from 7 exons. The record is from RefSeq and is a predicted model, not a curated record. Gene Ontology annotation, molecular function: 3-oxo-5-alpha-steroid 4-dehydrogenase activity. Gene Ontology annotation, cellular component: endoplasmic reticulum. NCBI's taxonomy places the organism in Eukaryota, Viridiplantae, Streptophyta, Magnoliopsida, Malpighiales, Euphorbiaceae. Bases 810 to 1817 code for a protein of 335 amino acids. Gene Ontology annotation, biological process: polyprenol catabolic process; dolichol-linked oligosaccharide biosynthetic process.